This is a messenger RNA of Pyricularia oryzae 70-15, 753 nucleotides long. RefSeq lists its product as uncharacterized. The transcript has a single exon. Bases 1 to 753 code for a protein of 250 amino acids. Gene Ontology annotation, cellular component: mitochondrial inner membrane. The record is from RefSeq and is a predicted model, not a curated record. Gene Ontology annotation, biological process: mitochondrial respiratory chain complex I assembly. NCBI's taxonomy places the organism in Eukaryota, Fungi, Ascomycota, Sordariomycetes, Magnaporthales, Pyriculariaceae.
AUGGCCAGGCGCCUUGCGCCGCCUCGGUCAUUACAAAACCUAAACCGCGCCUUGAGCACGUUCACACCACAAGCGUCGUUAUCCACCAGCAUUUGCCAAAGAACAUUGCGGACAGCGACAUGGACACAGGACCUGAGUAGAUCCAACAGGAUACCAAUGGCACACCCCUCGGCAGGGCAAGCGUCGAGAUUACUACACACCACGGCACCGAGACCCGCGCGCGUGCCGCAGCAGCAACAGCAGCAGGGAGGAGUUCCGGAAGAACGCCAGGGGGGCAGCCACGGCACCGACAUCGGCAGCCUAGACGUGCUGGCCGACGCGCCGGAGCCUGAGUUCUCCGUCUCGGCGUGCCUGGCUGACGGCUUCCGGCUCGCCAACGGCACCACGGUGCGCGACUCGGGCCUGCUGCUGGUCGACGGCGAGGCCUUUUCCUGGCGACCGUGGGGCGACCAAGCGUCGCCGAGCCUGAAGCUUGUCAACGCCAAGGGUCAGUGGGAGCUGCCCAACCCCGAGGAGGCGCUGGCGCUGCUGGGUCUCGUGUGGCCCAGGCCAGACCUGCUGCUGCUGGGGCUGGGCGCCGAGAUGCGGCCGCUCUGCCCCGCGACGAGGAAGUUCAUCACCGGGCUGGGGAUCAGGGUCGAGGUGCUGGACACGAGGAACGCCGCCGCGCAGUUCAACCUGCUGGCUACCGAGAGAGGCACGAGGGAUGUUGCUGCCGCGCUCAUCCCGGCUGGGUUUGGGCGUGGUGUCUGA